This is a messenger RNA of Coregonus clupeaformis (lake whitefish), 1375 nucleotides long. Its product is annotated as oocyte zinc finger protein XlCOF6.1-like. Gene Ontology annotation, molecular function: DNA-binding transcription factor activity; RNA polymerase II cis-regulatory region sequence-specific DNA binding. The transcript has 2 exons. Lineage: Eukaryota; Metazoa; Chordata; Actinopteri; Salmoniformes; Salmonidae. Gene Ontology annotation, biological process: regulation of transcription by RNA polymerase II. The record is from RefSeq and is a predicted model, not a curated record. Bases 124 to 1209 code for a protein of 361 amino acids.
GAGCGGGUUUGUUUUUCAACGUUCCUUCAUCGUGGACGAAUUCUAGACUAAAUAGGUGAAUAAAACCAGAGAGAAAAAGGCUAUUUUGACAAUAAUAAUACCACUACUACAAGUCUACUAAGAAUGUCUAAAUUACAGUCUUUGAAUUCGUUUCUUUCUGAGUGUUUAACGGCGGCGGCAGUGGAGAUUUUGGGGGCAGUUGAGAAAGUCGUAACUGAGUACCAGGAGGAGAUCUCACGAUCUAAAGAGGAGAAUGAUCGUCUACGGAGACAGCUGCGGAUUACACCAGAGAUAAAACUAUGUAGCACAGACUCCCAGCAGUUCUCUCUCCUUGUCUCUGAAGAGGAGGUUCCCCCUGAGCAACAACACUGUGAGCAGGAGUGGUACCCUAGUCUGGGACAGGAGGAACCAGGGCCCACACAGAUUAAAGAGGAACAGGAGGAACUGAGGACCAGCCAGGAGGAAGAGCAGUUUCAAGGGCUGGAGGGUAAUACCAUAGAGUUUAUAUUUAGUUCUCCCUGUGUGAAAAGUGAAUGGGAUCACGAAGCCGUCAGCCACAGCUCAGCCGUAAUUAGUGACCAAGUAAACAGUCCACCAUUGAAUCCCGAACCACCAUACUGUUCUAAACUCAGCACCAUGUCUAAAAAAUCUCACUGCUGCUGUGACUGCGGCAAAGUAUUUGCUCUGAAAGCUGAACUUCAGAGUCAUGUGACUCUCGCCAGGGAAAGACCCAUUGAAUGCCCCUUCAACUCCACCAGUAAACUGAAGGCCCAUGUCCCACUCUGUCAUGGUGGGAACCCCUGCCUUGUUUGUGGCAAGACCUUUAAAAACAAAGAACGUCUAUCCCAGCACAUGAUGAUUCAUACACGGGAGAGGCCAUUUAGCUGUGGUGACUGUGGAAAAUGCUUCUAUAGCAAGGGGCUGCUGAACGUGCAUAUACAGACUCAUAAAGAAGAGAAACCAUUUAGCUGUGGAUACUGCGGGAAAAGCUUCUAUCGGAAGGGGAACCUAACCCAACAUGUACGUACUCACACAGGAGAGAAACCAUUUAGCUGUGGUAACUGCGGGAAAAAAUUCAGUCGAAAAACACACCUGAACAGGCAUAUACUGACUCACACAGGUGAGAAACAGCAUGGCUGUUCUGUGUGUGGUAGAAGAUUCACUGAGAAUGCUGACCUGCUGAAACAUGUUGAUAAAGUCCACAAAUAACAAAAACAGGACCAACACAGAAUGGAGAAAGAAAAUGAGGACACAGACAUCUUCUGUCAGAAGAUGGGACUAAAAAGGCAGGAUGUGGACAAAACUCUUAUUUUUACAUUUGACAUUUAAGUCAUUUAGCGGACGCUCUUAUCCAGAGCGACUUACAGUUAGUGAG